This is a messenger RNA of Scutellospora calospora, 748 nucleotides long. The record is from the annotation of a GenBank genome assembly. Lineage: Eukaryota; Fungi; Glomeromycota; Glomeromycetes; Diversisporales; Gigasporaceae.
AUGCAGUGUAUCGUUAAUACUUUCUUAAAAACUAUACAAAAUAAAAUAAAUAAUUAUUUACAAACACCUUUAAGACCUAUUCAAUAUACUUCUUUUAUAUCUACUUUAGUUAUAUCAAAUGAAAUUAGUUCCCCUAUAUCUAUACUAUCUACAUUCACAUCUUUUACAACAGAAUCUGAAAAACUGCACUAUAAUGCAACUGCUCAAAAAAAUUCUUUAGCUAAACAAGAAUGUACUGAAAAUCAGCUCAAUAAAUUAAAGGAGUUGUAUAAUGUUAAGCAAAAAUUAAAAAAAUAUGCCACCGCACAAGCUAAAAGUCAAGCAAAAAAAUGUGAAGCUUUAGAAAACAAAGAGGAAGUUAUUAGAUAUGAUUCACCUGAGCACUCUUCUUUUCUUCUUCUAAAUUCUGAUCUUCUUAAGCAGAUGCAUUCAUAUAUCAAGUUCAGUACCUUGCCAAAAAAAGGCAGAAAGAAAUUAUUAAAAAAAAUUAAUUCUUCAAAUGCUAAAAGACACCACUAUUCUAUAGCUAUUCAAGUAAACUCAGUAUCUAGAAAUGAAAUGCCUGAACAUUUAGAUGAGUACUAUUGUUUGCAAAUGAUCAAAAAUGCAAAACAAUUUGCCAGUGCUUUUGCCUCUCAUUCUGUAAUUAUAUCACAAGAAGAUAAGACAAAAGUUCUACUUAGAAUACUAGCAGUUAGGAGAACAUUUAAAACUAUACAAUCUUUCUAUGAACUAGUUGCGAUACCUG